This is a messenger RNA of Amborella trichopoda, 4020 nucleotides long. Its product is annotated as Protein kinase superfamily protein. Gene Ontology annotation, biological process: intracellular signal transduction; peptidyl-serine phosphorylation. NCBI's taxonomy places the organism in Eukaryota, Viridiplantae, Streptophyta, Magnoliopsida, Amborellales, Amborellaceae. Gene Ontology annotation, molecular function: ATP binding; protein serine/threonine kinase activity. The record is from RefSeq and is a predicted model, not a curated record.
UCCAUUGACCCUCUCUCUCUCUGCUUUCUGUCUCUCUUUCCGUAACAGAGCUUUCUUUCUCUCUCUUAUGACUUAAUAUCCGCAACACUUACUUUUCGUGCACAUUAAAACCUAAUAUGCAGGGCUUUUGCAUAGCACAAGUUGCUGAGCUUCAUAUCAAUCCGAGGAAGACGGUUAGGAUUAGGGCUCUAUUUUGGACUCGUUACAAUUGAACUUGAGGGGUUUGGUGUUUUCCAUGGCUGGAAUGAGUCGAGAAGGAGGUGAAAACCAGGCGAAAAUGGUUAUACCCUCUGGCCUCGAUCGAAUCAAGACAAAGUUACGUAAGUUGAGGAAACGGUCAAAAGGAAAAGAGGAAGAAUCGAUGGACCUUGGAUCAUCGAAUUCGGGCAAUGUCCAGCCUUUUUUGAAUGAAAAGUGUGGUUCUGGGACUGGUUCCCGAGAAGGACUUAGCAAGGAGAAGAAGAUUGCUCGCUUUUCUGCAUCUCUUGUUGAAAGGGAUUCUAAGAGGGCUUUAGGAGACAAGUUUGCUAACUCCAAGGAAAUGAUGGAUAUAUUAGGACCACAACUGUCAAGAGAGAUACCAAAGAGCUUCAAAAGUUUCUCCUAUGAAUUGGGUCCCAAGGGUGGUAUUAGGCCUGUCUACCAACGCGCACACAGUUAUAAUGACUUGAAGGAACUCUUGGAAUCAUUCCAUACAAGGUUUGAUGCUGUGAAGGAUGCCGUUAAUGCUGAUCUUGCUGCUUGUUUGGGAGACGUUGAGGAGGUUCUUGAGAGUAAGGAAUCCUUGUCUUCUGAAAUGAAGCAAAGGAUUGCGGAUCUCUUGAAUCUUGUGCGAGGAUGCAUGGGCAUGUCCUCCUUAGAGUUUCGCAAUAAGUGUGAAGAGAUAGUGCAAGAACUAGUUGAGAAGAGACAAAAUAUUCAAAUAGGCUUACUUAAACAGCUGGUCACAAGGAUGCUUUUCAUCUUGACACGAUGCACCAGGCUAUUGCAGGUGCAAAAAUGGAGUGAGCCAAACCAUGAAGAUUCUAUUCAUAAGUUCAAACAGUGCUUGGAAAGCGUUCCAUCAAUCCCUAUGCGAUUGGUGCCUAAGAAAACUAAGUCAAGAAAGCCCAAUGACAAUAGUGGGAAGGAGACCCAUGUGAGCAGUGAGAGAGUCUCUUCAAAGGAAGAUGUUGCACAGUCAGAGCCAAUGAUAAGUUCCUCUUUGCCUAAACUAUGUCUUCACGAGAAAGAUAGCACUUCCAUUGCUUCAAAGGAAAAUUCUCUAUUUAAUUUAUCACCAUGUGAUACCCAUUCAAGAAGUUACAACGUAGAAUCCAGAGGUUAUGAUUUUACUGUAUGUGAGUGUAGUAGGGGGCUGCCUUGUGGCAAUGAAGGUCACACCCAACCGAGUCAUGAAACAAUUGAUGAUUCACCACAAAAGUUAAGCUCUGAAGGGUCUGAUUUUGUCAUCUGUAGGAUAUGUGAGGAAAUGGUACCUAUAUGUUACGUAGAAUCUCAUUCCUAUAUCUGUGCGUAUGCUGACAAGUGUGAUGUGAAAGGCACUGAUGUAGAUGUUCGCCUUCUGAAACUAGCAGAAGUGAUUGAACAAAUUAUAGAGUUUUAUACACCCCAAAGUUUUCGUCCAUCUUUUGGUGGCUCAGAGACUUUGCGAAUGGAAAAUGCAAAUGCUUUAGUUGCGUUUGAAGGUCUGUCCCCUAAGGUUAGUGAGUGGCAUAAUAAAGGUGUGGAAGGAAUGUUUGCAGAUAUUCAUGAGAUGGACACCUCAUGUAUAGAUGAUUGUCCACCCAUGGCUUCCAGUAAUUUGAAGGGCCACUUGGUUGCAAAGCUUGAACAUAGUCUUGCAUCUUCCACCAAUGGAAGUAUGAGUCCAGCUUCCUCCACAAAUACCCCAAGGUCCAGUCACUUCGAUUUAUAUUGGUUAGAGCACAACUAUCCCUCAGUACCAGAGGAUGUCUCACAGAUGGUGGAGCUUGCUGACAUAGCUCGCUGUGUGGCCAGCAUGGACCUUAUGGAGGAAGGGGUCUCUGAAUAUUUGGUUGCAUGCAUGCAUGAUUUACAUGAUAUUCUGCAGCAUAGUAAGCUAAGGGCUCUAAUAGUUGAUACUUUUGGAAGUCAUAUAGAAAAAUUGUUGAGGGAGAAAUAUCUGCUAGCUCGUGAGCCACUGAAUCAGGAAAAUGCGAAGGAGGCUUCCAUACAUGCUGAAGCCAAUGGAUCUUCCAAUGAUGCUUCUCAGUAUAUGAUGCCAAUUGCUCUUCAUCAUAAGGACCGCAUAAGCAUUGAAGACUUUGAAAUUAUUAAACCCAUAAGCAAAGGUGCCUAUGGUAAAGUCUUUCUUGCUCGAAAGCGAACCACCGGCGAUCUUUUCGCAAUCAAGUUUAUGCAGGUACUUAAGAAAAUGGAUAUGAUACGGAAAAAUGAUGUGGAAAGUAUCCUAGCUGAGCGGAACAUAUUAAUUACUGUCAGAAACCCGUUUGUGGUACGGUUCUUUUAUUCAUUUACAUGCAGAGAUAACCUCUAUUUGGUUAUGGAAUACUUAAAUGGAGGUGAUAUAUACUCCUUGCUUAGGAAUGUUGGUUGCUUAGAGGAAUCUGUGGCUCGUAUAUAUGUUGCUGAACUGGUUCUUGCUUUGGAGUAUCUCCAUUCUCUGGGAAUUGUGCAUCGUGAUUUAAAGCCAGACAACAUAUUGGUGGCACAUGAUGGUCACAUCAAGCUUACAGAUUUUGGCUUGUCGAAAAUUGGUCUAAUAAAUAGCACUGAAGAACUGGGAGGAAAUAUGGGGAGUAUUUCUUUCUUGUCAGAAGACCACCACUUGGGGACCUCAUUUGAGGAAGCUUCUCAUAGAGAGAAAGGAAAUCAGCGGGUGGCAGUUGGAACCCCUGAUUAUUUGGCUCCUGAGAUUCUUCUUGGAACAGAACAUGGUUAUACUGCUGACUGGUGGUCGGUGGGGAUUAUUUUAUUUGAGUUGAUAACAGGAAUUCCACCUUUUGCAGCACGUCUUCCAGAGGCAAUAUUCGAUAAUAUUUUGAACCGCAAAAUCCCAUGGCCACGUAUUCCUGAUGAUAUGUCAUAUACAGCAAAAGACUUGAUUGAUAGACUUCUCGAUAAUGAUCCAAACCAACGGCUCGGAGCAAAAGGAGCAUGUGAGGUGAAGGCACAUCCUUUUUUCAAUGAAGUUAAUUGGGACACUUUAGCCUUGCAAAAGGCUGCCUUUGUUCCACAAACAGAGCAUGCAGAUGACACAAGCUACUUUGUAUCUCGUUAUUCUCAACACUCAUUACCAACAGGUGCAGACUCAAGCGAUUGUUCCUCAGAUAGAAGUAGUGAUAAUUCUUUGGAAGGUGGCCCUGAAGGAAGUGUAGAUGAGUGUGAUGACUCGACUGGGUUUGGCUUCUCAUCGGUGGAUUAUCCUUUCAACAAUUUCUCUUUCAAGAAUUUAUCACAGUUGGCAUCGAUAAACUACGAUGUACUCUUACAAAGCGGAAGGGAUUGUUCAAAAUGUUCAUCCCCAUCUCAAAGUCAGGACCCAUAAAAUACAGAUACCCCCUAAUUUUAUCUCAAAGUCAGGACCCAUUAAAUACAGAAAGCCCCUAAUUUUCUCGGUAUGUUACCUGUGUUACUUACCCUGCAUCACAGAAAAAUGCAGCAUUCAUCUCGGGGCCACUUGAAAUGUACAGACGUGUAUAGGGGCUCCUUAGGGUUGGUCUGUUAAAAAUCAAAUGAAAUGGUAAAAGAGAAAUUAAUGUAAUGAAUGAAGUGAAAAGGGUUUUGGGGUCCAAUCCAGUUAGGACUGUAUUUUUUUGCCUGUUGCUCGCAAAUUCUUUUGUUUGCAAUUGAUUCCGUUCAUCAAAGCAUCGCCAACAAACUAUUAUAAUGCUUGAUGAGUGGUUAAGAAGCCGAUUCACAGAAAGGUUUUGUAGGCAGGCUUCACAUGAUAUAGCUUCUGGGUCCAAAUUUACAAUUGAGUGUACAUUCUCCUUUGGACCUGAAUAAAAUUUUGGAAUAUCAGGAUUUUGAUUA